UUCCAUCCUCUAGCCGAAAGGUGGAGGUAAUGUUCCCCAACUGCAUUUCCUAUUUACUGAUGAAGAAGAAGCUAACAUGACGGAGUAACCGAAACUGAGGAGCUGUGUUACGCAAUGGCCCAGGGACGUCCAGCUGAAGACACUCUCUGUCCUCUGGAUGUCAAAGCAACGAAGACCAGUAGAGACGUGGCGGACGGCGGGCUGGAGGAAGAGGAAGCAGCACCUGGUUCAGGCCAGGUGGAGCUGAGCUGGGACUCGGUUGCUAUGGAAGCCAGUGAGUGCAGCGAUGUGGAGCUGGGACAGCUGGACAUGGACCUGGACAGGAAGUCCAGACAGCACAACCUGACAUCCAGGAACGUGCGAGCCAUCCUACACGAGGUGAUAACACACGAACACGUGGUCGCCAUGAUGAAGGCUACCAUCAGAGACACCCAGGACCUGCCCAUGUUUGAGACCAAGAUGACCCGGUCCAGACUGAAGCAGGCUGUUCAGGAGGGACAGAGUCUCAACUGGACCCUGCCGGCUCCACACCUGUCCAAGCCUCCUCAGUUUGUUGACAUUGACCUUGAGGAAGAUGAAGACUCCUCUGAUGAAGAGUACUGUCCUGAUGAAGAGGAGGAGGACACAGCUGAGGAGAUGUUUCUCAGCGACGCCGACAGCCUCGCCUCACCUCCCAGAACGCACCUGUGCUCUCCACCUGAACAUCCGGACCAGGAGACCCGGGAACCUCAGGAGCGUGUUGCAGGUCAGGUGACAGACCAGGUGAGCAGCUCCUCCAGAGCUGGGUCCUCUGACACGUCCUUCCUAGAGAGGCUAAAUGCUGUGGAGGCGGAGCUAGACUGUAGCUCCGCCUACCCCUACGACCAGCCUCUGGACAGGAAGCCAGUGGCCGAUGAAGAGGACGACGGUGAUAAAGGCUGCCUGGCGUUCCGGACGCGCUCCAAGCUUCCUCUGGUCAACGUUCCUCUGGACCGCCUGGAGGCAGAACUUCUGCCCCCUGACAUCACUGCCGACAUGUACGACCAGAGCCCCGCCCAGCUGGAGGACCGUCAUUGGACCGAGUGGCUGCAGGGUCUCCUGGCGCCUGGUCCAGAAGAGGAAGCUGAUGAUGACGAUGACCCAGAGUACAACUUCCUGGAAGACCUGGAUGAGCCGGACCUGGAGGACUACCGGACGGACCGAGCCGUCCAGAUCACCAAGAAGGAGGUCAACGAGCUGCUGGAGGAACUCUUUGACACGCUGCAGGAGGAAAAGCUUCCAGCUGAGGAGGAGGAGCAGGAAGUCCCAUUAAUGCCCAAGUUUAACGUCCCACAGGUUUUACGCUUCGAGGCUCCGUUAGCCGGGAUGCUGACGGAGCGGCGGCAGACGGUCCGGAAACAGUAUGAAGCUGUUCAGCAGAGGAGAGCUCUGCAGGACACCACCAACCAUCCCAGGACCACCAAGGGUCCACCCGGCCUGCCACUCAUCGUUCUGGGAAACCUGACCGGCCCCGCCCUCCAGUUAAGCCCCGCCCCCCAGACAGGUACCUCUUUCCAAUUGGACCGCACCCAGAAACUGCAGCUGCAGCAGCAGGUGCAACAGCACGUCCAGCUGCUGACUCAGGUCCACCUGCUGAGCCGCCGAGUCCACGCCCUGAACCACGAGGCACACCUGACCAAACGCUACCUGGAGGAGCUGCAGCAGUUUGCUGGUCGUCAUGACGACUUCUGUCCACCCAGCAGCUUCAGCGCGUGUAACCUGCAGGGGGCGCUGGACCUUUUGAGGGAGGUGGACCAGCGACAGCCCAGUCCGCCCUGCGGUUCUGGUUCUGGAGCGUCCAGACGGCUGCUGCCCACCAUGACUCCCACCACCAGCAGUCAUGCUUUCCCGCUGCUGCCCGCCGACGCCGCCUGGCUGUUCGCCACUCGACCCGUCUUCCUGUACCCAGAACUACUUCCUGUCUGCAGCCUUGACCCCGCCCUGCACAGCAGACGCCAACGCAGAGUCUACACCGCCGGAGAGGACGGGCUGGCGGUGCUGGGUCUGAAGCACUUCCAGGGGGCGCUGAAGGCUGACGAGCUGAUCAGCUCCUUCCUGCUCUGCAGGAGCCGCUCCGACUUCAGGAGGCGGAUCCGGGAGAUGAGCAGCCCCAGAGCGCCGCGAGACGGCGUGAUCAAGGUGUUUGUGACGCAAGGCGUCGUGCCCCCGCUGCCCGUCGCCUGCAGCAGGGUCUGUCCAGGCAACCAGGGCCCCCCGGUGGACAGAGACACUUCCACCAUGCCCAGAUGGCUGAAGAACAGCCAGUCAAUCAUCCAGAGAACCAGGAGAGGCGCCGGCCCGUACUCCCCGUCACUCCCCCCUGGCGUCGCCCUCAGGCUCCACCCCUCCUAUGGCAGGAAGUCCCAGGUGUCUCGCCGCGCCCAGCGCCGCCUCUUCACGCUGGCCCAUAAUGCAUCUCUGCUGCCGCUCGCCAAAGCCCCAGCAGAGCAGGCAGUCAGCUGCCGCGGGACGCUGCCAUUGGCUGCCGCUCGUCUAAGCCCCUCCCUCUCCCUAAGUCGGGACGUCCAGCAGAAACCAGCCCCCAGCACUACAACCCCCAUGAUGCCUUGCUCAGCUGCAGCCCAGCAGCUGUGGACCCUUUCCUCCUCCUCCCAGCAUGCCGCGGGGCCCGACGUCCUCCGACCAAUCAGACGGCAGGAACCAGAGAGCUGUGUCCAUCCUCCAGAGGAAGACAAGGACAAUUCUUCAUCAUCGCUGAGCCCCUUCUCGUCCAGCGCAGGAGACGAGGAUCAAGAGGGAGAGGAGGAGGACUGGUCAAAGAUGGCUGUCAGUCUAAAAGGAGGAGGAAGAGGAGGAGGAGCGGUGGAGGGCGGGGGGCAGGAGAGGACAGCGGACGAGGGACAGCAGGAGGAGCCGGACGGAGACGGGGAGGAAGAGGAGGAUGAUGAGGAUGGGGGACGAGAGGACAGGGGGGGGGGGAGAGAGGACGAUGGGGACAAGGAUCGUCGUGGCGGCGACGAGGAGGAGGAGGAAGAGGAUGACGAAGAGGAGGAGGAGGAAGACUUCGACGACCUAACCCAAGAUGAGGACGAGGAGGAAGUGAUGUCAUCAGCGUCCGAGGAGUCCGUCCUGUCGGUUCCUGAGUUACAGGAGACGAUGAAACAGCUGACCUGGCUGGCGGCAGAGCGGCGGCUCUGCGACGGAGACUCGGAGGACGACCCGUCCUCGCAGGAGGACGAAGACGAGGAGGACGACGAGGCGAAGGGGGAGGAGCCAGCAGAGGGGCGGAGCUUCCAGACCAGCCUGGACAAGGAUAUGCCAUCCGGAGACAAGACGCCCCGAGGACGGCGGAGCGCGGGGCGGGGACGAGGUCGCAGCCGUCCGCUGCGCGGCUUGGCGAGGACGCGUCUCAGUAAGGACGCAUCCAAGCUGUCCCUGCUGUAUGACGAGAAGCUGCUGGACAAUGACCCGCUGAGGGACAGCAAGGACGCGGCGUUCGCCCAGAGCUACCUGAACAGGGUGCGCGAGGCGCUGCAGGACUCACCUGAGCAGGUGCAGGAGUUCGUUUCUCUGCUCGGCGAGUUCGAACAGGCAGGAGAUGGACAGGAAGUGACCGGCCUGUUCAGGAAGCUGCGCUGCAUCCUGGGAGAACACACAGACCUGCUGCGGGACUUUGCUGCGUUCCUGCAUCCGGAGCAGGCGCUGCAGUGCGGGCUGUUGGAGGAGCAGCAGGCGUUCGAGCGGAGCAGGCGUUUCCUGCGGCAGCUGGAGAUCAGCUUCGGAGACAAUCCGACUCAUUACCACAAGAUCAUCCGAGCCCUGCAGACCGGACCCGACCCGAGCCCGGCCCACAUCCAAGAGCUGAAGGUCCAGAUGGCGGCGCUGCUCAGAGGCCACACCCACCUGCAGGCUGAAUUCUGGGUAUUCUUUGACGACCUGCGGCCGCCGGCGGCUCGGCCCGAACAAUUCGAAGAGGCUCACCUGCCGGAGGAAGGAGACGGCUCGGAGGGGGGUGGAGCCAACGGCCAGGUGUCGGGAGGCGGAGCCGGCUUCGAGGAAGUGACGCUGCCGGACCUGGAGGAGGAGGAGGAGGGGCAUAAAAUCCCACCAAUAAGGAGCCGGCGCCAGAGGAGGAAAAUGGAGUCCCACCGCAGCUACAAGGGCUCUGAUUGGCUCUGCCUCUGUCACGAUGCAACAAUCAGCCGACAUCGGAGGAAACGAUGCUCUCGCUGCCAUGACAACAAGACCUCUCCAGGUGUGUCCAGAGCUCUGAAGAGUUUGGAUCCUCUUUACGCCCAGAUAGGCUCCGCCCCCGACCCACCAGGUGACACACAGCUGAAGGGGGGUCACGGCAGCCCCCGGCCAGAUCAGAGUGGUGCAUCAUGGGAAAGUUUUCCUAUGACUGAUGAGAAGGAGGAGGAAGAGGAGCAGUUAAAGGACGAAGAGCAGGAGAGCCCCACCGCGAAGAGGAAGAGAGAGGAAGAGCUCCGAGCGCCGGCUGCCUUCAUCACCGCCGACACCUCCUCUUCCUCAGUCGCUCCUCCCAUCUGUUCGUCCUCUUCCUCGCCUCGGCCCAGCCUCCCUCCUGACCUCCCAGUUUGUGCCAAGAACAUUUCUUUGACUGCGAGUGGAGAGAAGGUGAUCCUCUGGACCAGGGAAGCGGAUCGUGUCAUAUUGACGAUGUGUCAGCAGGAAGGAGCCAAUCAGAAUGCUUUUCAGGCCAUUUCUAAUCUGCUUGGCAACAAAACUCCCAGUGAGGUGUCUCAGAGGUUUCGGGAUUUGAUGCGAUUGUUUCGAUCUGCAGCUCGUCACGCCACCGCAGAGGAAGAAGCUCCGCCCACUGACCCAACAGCCAAUGAAACUGCAGACUGACCAAUCAGAGCAGUUCUUGAAGGAUCAGUCUGUGAAUCUAAAUAUUUAGGUUUUGUUUUUAUCAAAUUGAUGUUUUUGUAACAAUAAAUAACUUUUUGUAAAAGCC
Xiphophorus hellerii (green swordtail) is the source of this 4957-nucleotide messenger RNA. RefSeq names its product gon-4 like b (gene gon4lb). Gene Ontology annotation, biological process: regulation of DNA-templated transcription. Lineage: Eukaryota; Metazoa; Chordata; Actinopteri; Cyprinodontiformes; Poeciliidae. Gene Ontology annotation, cellular component: nucleus. Gene Ontology annotation, molecular function: transcription coregulator activity. The transcript is spliced from 30 exons. The record is from RefSeq and is a predicted model, not a curated record. The coding region runs from base 115 to 4851 and encodes 1578 amino acids.